AUGACUGGUCGCGGUAAGGGCGGUAAGGGCCUCGGCAAGGGCGGCGCGAAACGUCACCGGAAAAUCCUCCGUGACAACAUUCAGGGUAUCACGAAACCCGCCAUUAGACGUCUCGCCCGCCGUGGUGGUGUGAAGCGGAUUUCUGCUAUGAUUUACGAGGAGACACGCGGCGUUCUGAAGUCAUUCCUUGAGGGUGUUAUCCGCGACGCUGUCACGUACACCGAACACGCGAAGCGAAAGACUGUUACGUCUCUUGAUGUGGUCUACGCCCUGAAGCGGCAAGGUCGUACCUUGUACGGGUUUGGUGGUUAG
Molecule: messenger RNA, 312 nt
Organism: Sporothrix brasiliensis 5110
Lineage: Eukaryota; Fungi; Ascomycota; Sordariomycetes; Ophiostomatales; Ophiostomataceae
Product: histone H4
Exons: 3
Coding region: 1-312 (103 amino acids)
Biological process (GO): nucleosome assembly
Cellular component (GO): nucleosome
Molecular function (GO): protein heterodimerization activity; DNA binding; structural constituent of chromatin
Source: RefSeq, a predicted model, not a curated record